Molecule: messenger RNA, 561 nt
Organism: Fraxinus pennsylvanica
Lineage: Eukaryota; Viridiplantae; Streptophyta; Magnoliopsida; Lamiales; Oleaceae
Source: the annotation of a GenBank genome assembly
AUGGCAAAGAGUUCAUUCAAGCUAGAGCAUAAUCUUGAGAAGAGGCGCGCCGAGGCUGCUAGGAUUAGGGAGAAAUACCCUGACAGAAUUCCGGUGAUCGUGGAGAAGGCAGAAGGAAGUGAUAUUCCCAAUAUUGACAAGAAAAAGUAUCUCGUCCCAGCUGACUUGACCGUGGGACAAUUCGUCUAUGUAAUCCGCAAAAGGAUCAAACUGAGUGCAGAAAAAGCUAUUUUCAUAUUCGUUGACAAUGUCUUGCCUCCAACAGGUGCUAUUAUGUCUUCAAUAUACGACGAGAAGAAGGAUGAAGAUGGUUUCUUAUACCUUCCUGUGAAUGAUGAGCUUGUUUGGGAUAAUGGGACUGCAUUUCCAGAGCCUUGUAUAGAUCGUAUUGCUGAUACCGUUGGGAAGUAUGAAGCAUUGGCUUGGUUGUGUGGAGGAUUGGGAUUUUUUGCAUCACUUGGGCUCUUAGCUGUGUGGAAUGACAAGGCUUCCAAAAGCCCAUUUACACCCAAGGUCUACCCAUAUGACAACCUAAGAGUAGAGCUUGGUGGAGAACCCUAG